Molecule: messenger RNA, 408 nt
Organism: Seminavis robusta
Lineage: Eukaryota; Bacillariophyta; Bacillariophyceae; Naviculales; Naviculaceae
Source: the annotation of a GenBank genome assembly
AUGUGGAGGCAGAUGCAGUCCGGCGAAGGAAAGGAUGAAACCCAAGUUUCCUAUGAUCACGACAAGGAACCUGGACCCUUUGGAAUGGACAUGGUUGGCAAGGACGGUACUGACCCCGAAUUUGUGCCUCUGGUAGACUCGCAGUGUGGCGAAUUCGAGGACAAGUCAGCAUACAAGAGUCCCGCCACAAUGUCUCCUCAAGAAGACAGUGAUGGAACAGAUGGGCAUGGUCGAAUGAGUGUUGUAACAGAUCCUCAAAGCAUAUCCCAGAUCGAAAUUGAGGAGGACCAAAGUGGCAGUGCAACGGUAGAAGGCAGCUCCAACGGAGAACACAACGCCAACGACAAAUGGAGCGACGAAGGAUCCUGGAUGGCCAGUGUGGUUGUCAAAGUUGAAGCUGUCGCGUAG